Molecule: messenger RNA, 2199 nt
Organism: Mycena citricolor
Lineage: Eukaryota; Fungi; Basidiomycota; Agaricomycetes; Agaricales; Mycenaceae
Source: the annotation of a GenBank genome assembly
AUGGCAGUCUCACCCGCGGCGACGGAGCCCUCGUCCUCGACGUUGACGGACUGGCCUAUCUAUCCGACAAGUCCUGGCGUGUGGCAGUGCAUGUCAAUCAGCAAUCAGUGGGCGCACGCUUCGCACACAACUGAGGGUCUCCUCAAUAUUCCUCAGCCCUGGCUAUUCACUGAUUCUGGUGCCUCUCGCAGUCUGCGACACAACAAUCAUUCUGAGCUACGUCGCACGCUCCGUGAAGAGCUAGCUGUUGCUCUCAACGACCCCACAACUCUCUCUUUCGACGACGAACACCUUUUUGACAUUGUCCCCAGCGCCCUUGCACAACACAACAACCUCUCACCGCAUUCCCCGAGCUCUCCAACGCUAUCCUGGCUCUUUGAUUCGCCUCCAACAACGCGUUCACCAUCCCCACUUCACAACACAAAUAUUCCUUCUCAAAAUAUGGCUACUCCCACUCCCAUGCCAGCCAGAGGCGAUCGAAACGCCCCAGUCUUUGAUUCGUCCAAGCCCCACGAGUUGCGCCGUUAUUUCCUCGAUCUGGAGUUCCUUCUAGCUCGAUCUGCCGUCACUGACGCUGCCCAAAUGAAGGGGCAUGCGGUCAGAUUCCUUUCCGUCGAAGAUCAGGAGAUUUGGGAAGGUCUACCGUCAUUCUCAGACGCCAACAAAUCGUACCACGACUUCAAAUUGGACGCCCUCAGCCUCUACGCAGGGAACGACACAGAUCGUCGUUUCAGCCUCGACGAUUUGGACAUGCUCGUUGGGCAGACAUCUCGCAUGGGAAUCCACACAAAGGACGACCUCACACAAUUUUAUCGACGAUUCCUACACAUCACAACAUUCCUGAUUAGCAAACAACGACUCUCUGUGGCAGAACAGAGCCGAUUUUUCCUUCGAGCUAUGAAUCCAGCCUCGUUGUCCGUCUCAGUUCGCCAGAGACUUCAGAUCAAGAAGCCAGACGUUCACCCUGAGGAUCCAUAUGAUUUGUCAGAUCUGUACGACGCUGCUAAAUUCGUCCUUUCAGGAUCAUCGACCUUACUUCCUGGAAUGCCCACGUCUCAGCCCGGAACCAAGCUCACAAUCAAAUCAGACCCUGGAAUUACUGCACUAGUUUCAUCUGUCUCAGAUCUAGUUCGAAUAAUCGCUGCUCAACACGCCAAUCCUGGUGCCCCAGCACAAUCACAGUCCGCCAACGCCCUGCCCCGCCGUCGCCGUCCUGAUGGCUGCAGUUAUUGCAGUGAUCUCGAGCAUUUUAUCAGCCAAUGUCCCCACGUUUCGACGGAUAUUCGAGACGGAAAAUGCCGCCGCAAUGUGGAUGGGAAAGUCGUCCUCCCUCAGGCGCAUAUGUGCCAAAUAUUGUCCAAGGAAAGGAUCUUCGAGAGCGCAUUCAGAAGUGGCAUGAAGCGAACCCAGAAUUUGCUGUCUUCUGCGGCGCCUGGGCUCGUUCAAACGUUCAAACUCACGGACGAAGAACGAAUGGCAGUUCUGACGGCUGAAAUUAAUCAACUACGCACACGGGCCCAAGCUAAACGCGCUAUGGAAGUUGCUAAUCAACCAGAAGUCCCUGAACGCACUAUUCCACCGGCGGUAGCGCGAAAUCCAGUCGUUCCACCUGUUCCAAUCGAAACCGUCCCUCCUGCGACCGCCCCUGCUGCUCCAGUUGCCCCGCCUCAACCCCCAAUCCAUCCGUACGCCGCAGCUCGUGAUGGCGCUUACGCACCGCCCAAAGAACGAAAUGUUGGGAUUCCAGCGCAGAAAUCACAACCCCCACGCUCUUCGGCUCCGAUCUACAACCCCAAAGAUGCUGCAGCUGUUUUUGACGCCAUUUUGGACAUCCCUGUCACCCAGACGCUUCGCCAGACCCUGUCGAUUGCCCCAGAAGUCCGUGCUCAAUUCCGCGAAGCCACUAGUUUCCGUCGUCCCCCUGCCAAGACUGGCGAGGCAGUGCCUCAAUUCCUGCAUCCUGUCACUGAUAGCACGCCCUACGACCUUCCAUAUGCUCAGGACGACUCAGAUUUGGUCGAAAAAGUGCUUCAGCAGCAACGAAACGAAGAUGCACGCCUUGCUUUGGCUGCGGAGCAUUUUCCAGUCGCCUACAGCCAGACGUUCCCCCCAGACGCUUGGGUGGUCCCAGAUAAAUUCGCCGGCGGUAUUGCAGAUAGGACGGGUAUGGGCACAGGCUCGAGCGUCGGAGCACUCUGA